This is a messenger RNA of Hylaeus anthracinus, 4422 nucleotides long. Its product is annotated as zinc finger protein 880-like. The transcript is spliced from 3 exons. Gene Ontology annotation, molecular function: RNA polymerase II cis-regulatory region sequence-specific DNA binding; DNA-binding transcription factor activity. Bases 459 to 1325 code for a protein of 288 amino acids. The record is from RefSeq and is a predicted model, not a curated record. NCBI's taxonomy places the organism in Eukaryota, Metazoa, Arthropoda, Insecta, Hymenoptera, Colletidae. Gene Ontology annotation, biological process: regulation of transcription by RNA polymerase II.
ACAAUUUAAACGAAAUAGUUACUGUUUGUUAGUUAGAACCCAACAUAGGGUGUCGUGAACUUGCGACGAAUCGUAUUUCUUUGUCGAACCCCUUAAAUAGCCGCCUCUUUUAAAUGCGGUAUACGUUUUCUAUUGUAAUUAUCGUAUCGUUGCGCAUUUCGAAAUGGAACCGUACUGAAAAGUGCUUUGAUCGCGAUUAAGAGAUCGGUCGUGUUAUUUAAGUACACGGUAGGAUGGGUCGUAAACGAGCUAACUAUUGACACGUCUCGGAGGAAUACAGUUUUGUGGAACGAACAGUCUUGCAGAGGAAAGAUUCGGAAUUUGCACAGCAGCUGAUGUAUGUAAAGAUGGCCAAGCUCAAUACAAAUAAAUAGUGACCAACGAUGUGCUGGUUUUACAACUAGCUCUGCAUGCAAGGGGCAGAUGCUAAGAAAGUAUAACUUGUCACUGUCCAAAAAAUGGCUUAUGAUCCACGUAAUAUUAAAUAUUCAUCAGAGAUUCACAGCCAUCAACAUAACCAGUCUAAUGUGACUGGGUACGCAUAUUCUGGACAUCAAUCACAUGUCCAACAAACAGAUGAGAAUAGAAACGAGAACAGUUGUGGAAACAAAGAAACAUGUCCACAGAUAUCCCAUCAGUCUUCUGGGACACAAACUAUUCAGAAAGUAGAUGCAGCAACAAUGACAGAUCCUUUACAAAUAGAUUUUAGACUCACGUCUGAGUAUUUAGCACGAUGUUCUAGUACACUGGGAUUGCCAUAUGUAACUAAAUACGAGGAAAAUGGCAAUAAUUCUACGCAUAAUUGUCAAGAAGUUCGACCAAAAAUUGAAUUUGAAGUUGAACCACAAUAUAUCAAUGGUAUGCUAAUCUAUCAUUGUCCAGAAUGUGCGUACAGAUUUGAAAACCGUGAAGCAUUACAUGAGCACCUUGAAGAUCAUAGACAGCGACCUCACAUCUGUGAUAUUUGUGGUGCGAGUUUAAAGCGUAAGGAACAUUUAGAUCGUCACAAACAAGGUCAUAAUAAGGAUAGACCUUACCAGUGUAAUAUGUGUUGCAAAGCAUUCAAACGCAAUGAACACCUUGCUCGUCAUAUGAUUAUUCACUCAGGUAGCAAAAAUCAAGUUUGUACAGAAUGUGGCAAAGCCUUUUAUAGGAAGGAUCACUUAAAGAAGCACUUACAAAGUCAUAAUAGCAGUAGAAACAAAAAUAUAAACAGUUCUCAAAAUAAUCAGAAUAGUCAAAAUAACGGAGAGGAAGGAUUGAGCAGUUUUGCAAUGAUGAUGAGGCAAACUGGGCCACCUCCAUUUUCUAUUUUGCGAACUUAAUACAUUUUUACCUUGAUCUUAAACCAAGAUCGUUUUAUAAUUUAGGCAAUUUAAAUUUAAGAGAUCGAUACAGCGAGCUUUAUUGGAGACACUUUCAGGAUAUAUGGUAUAGUUGUUGAUAGUUUUGAAUUUUGCAAUUACAUUAAACUUGAAACUUUCAAAUAGUGCAUUAAUAAGGAACAGGCUCUAAAGAAUCCCAUGCAGAUUUUAUAUUUUCCUUUUUUAAUAUGCCUAUAACAUGCACAAUGUUCUUAAAGUAAGAAGGUACCUGUUAAGAACAAUUAUGUGAAAUAUAUAUAUAUAUAAAAUAUGAUAUAUAUAUGAUAUAUAUCUAGAUACUUUGUAUAAUAUUAUUUCAAAAAUAUUCAUAUGAAUGAUUCAAGUUUUUAUAUAAAUUAAUGCAGGAAGUCUAUUUCUGUUAAAUUCUUUUUCUCAGAUUACACAUUUGAUAAUAUCUGACGUGAAUGAUGGCAAUAAGAAGUAUUUUCUUUGUAACCUUCAGAGCUAUUGACGCAUCUAUUAGAUAUGUACUGUUUUAUAAUUUACAAAUUGACCUAGUCUUCUUUGGAAGAAAUGCGCGACAAUUUUUAAGUAUUUUGUUUCUGUAAGAAAAAGUGAUGCAGAUAAUUUGUGAUGCAGUAUGUGAACAAUUCUUGUUAUGCCGAAAAUAUUUGACGAAAAUGUAUAUUUAUUAUUAGACGUAUAUGGUCAUGAUACGUAAAAAUGAUAUAAAUAUAUGUGACUUUGUUUUUUGCUAAACUUAUGGCAUCAACUUCUUGGAACAUGUGCCUAAAAAAACAGCAUUAUAAUGACAAUUGCACAUAAAUGAGAAAAUAAUAUGAAAUUAAUGUUAAGCAUAGUUCAUAGUCAGCGAGAUAUACUUUUUAUUUUUAACAGGAGAGGAACAUUGCAAAAUAUAUACUUUGUAAAAGUAAAAUUCUUAAAAGAAGUUCUCGAAACAAUAGCUUUAAGUAUGAUUCAAUUUCGUCUUAUUUUAAAUUAAAUGUAACAUUGGAGAAUUCGCGCAUUUGGUUUGUUUUAAUAAGCGAAAUACAUUAAAUACUUAAAACUGAGUUUUUUUUGCGGUGUUCCUUGAUGUUUGAUGUUGAAACAAUGUUUACCUGUUCAGCAAUAACGCGUAAUUGCUACAGAGCGAUAAAUAGGAAAAUAAAGUUAUGUUAAUCGAUAAUUUAAUAUUUAUAUUUUAUGAUGUUCAUAUGACAAUGUAUGUAUGCGUUUUAUUGAUGUGUGUAUAUGUGUAAGAGCACAUAUAAUACAUAUUAAAUGUCAUUAUAUACUAAAGAAUAUAUGUUAUAUGCGCAUUUACAUAAUUAUCGCUCAUAAGUAUUUGCACAUCUAGUAUUUUUAACAUAUAUCAACAGCAACACAAGUAGCAACAUUAUUUAAGGAUAAAAUAUGUUUUUAAAUAUGUAGAUAAAUGAUACAUAUGUUUUAUUAAGAAACAAUUAAAUGUUUGAUCAGCGACAGAUCAUCAUAACAAGCUAUGGUGUUAGAAAUUUGAUAAAAAGUAGUUAGAGUCUUAAACAAAGGAAAGUAUUUAAAGAUUCUUCACUUCCAUUCCUGUACCUCAAAGACAAGCUAUGUGUUAAGUCCACAUUUUGGAGAUUUGGAGAAUAAAUAUGUUAACUUACUUUAUUAAUAUUAUAUUUUGUAUUGCUAUUUAAAAUAUUCAAUUUUUAAAAUGUUGACUUAGCAUGGAUCGCCAAGUCUGUCGAGAAUAUUUCAUUUUGAAAAGAAAGGAGUAAAGUUAGUUAAGGAAAAUUCACUGAUAGAACCUCUAAAUUACGUUCCCCUAGCGCACCAUAUACUUCAUCUGGCAAAUACUUCUGAGCGGUAGUGUAUAACAUUGUUAUGUCCAUUUUCCCUUGUACAUUAUUUAUAUUUAUUAAGAAAAACCGACCAUAUAUCGGCUUUAUUAUAUAAUGCUUCCAAAGUGUACAUAAUUGUACACAUGAAAUAUGGUUAAAAAGAAAUAAACGUUUUGUUAUUGGUUGUAGUAAUCACAAUUAAAGUAAUAAAUCAUUAUUAUAUAAAAUUAUAAAUUGUUUGAAACUGAAACUAUAUGACUGUUACCAACAAGACAAGGAGAAUGAUGGAAUUAUAAAUAACAACAUCCAGUACAUCAUUUUCUGAUUUGAUUUUUCAUACAAUUUUCAUAUAUAUAUAUAUAUAUAUAGAGAUAUAUAUAUAUAUAUUAUAUAGGGUAUUACAUAAAGCAGCACUGGGAAAUGUCCGAAAAAACGUUCACAAACUUUAAACCUCUAUCCUCGCAGCCUAAAUUCGUCUGUCUGUAUUUAUACCUACAUCUCCCUUAUACAUUUUCUUUUUUUUUUUCGCUUACUACUUUAAGUCUUGUUCUGUUUUUCAAACCGUGCCUCUUUUCUCGCCUUACGUUUCUGAAGAUUACAUGUUUUAUGCACUCUAUACAAAAAUAAAACACUGAGAUCAUCAGAGGGAUCGCACAGUUAUACAGAAUUAUUUCUUAUUAAUUCCUCUCUCUCUCUCUCUUUUUCUCUGUUCCUUUGUUUCGCUUUAUUUUGCCGUAGUUCCUCCUAUAUGUCUCUUCCCCCUUUUUUUCUCGACUGUUCAUUCAUCUUUUUUCUCUUUCCCUUUUGUGUUUUGAUUUGCACGCCACGACGAAUGACCGGUAUUUUUUACUUUAUUCUUUUUUACUUUGUACCCUGGAAGACUGCGGUACAAACACUUAGAUGCGGAAGAAAUAGAGAUGAAACAAACGGUAUUACUUCGAACGAAAGAUCUGUCUUUCUGUACGUUAAAUAAAAUGCGCUUGCGUAUGACUAUUUUUUUCUUUUUUUUUUUUCAUUUAUUAUUAUUAUUAUCUAUCGGAUGUCCGGAAAAUCCACAACCAGGAACGCAAUCUUUAGUUUAGGCAAUUUUCAAUGAUGUUUACACGCUUGUAUGUUUACGAAACCGACUUUAAUGCGUAAUUCGAAGUUAACAAUUGCGGUUGCGUAAAUAUCCAUCUGUUUUCUUUCUUCGUAAUAUGCAGUUUAGCGUAAUGUGCACGAAUCGCGAAAUUUAACGAGUAAUCAGUCCCGUACGGCAAUAUUGUGGG